Moneuplotes crassus is the source of this 1353-nucleotide messenger RNA. Lineage: Eukaryota; Ciliophora; Spirotrichea; Euplotida; Euplotidae. The record is from the annotation of a GenBank genome assembly.
CAAUAAUUCCUCAAAAUGCAUUCUUCUGAAUCAUCUUCCGUAGAAGAGAGUAAAAAUUUUAGCCAAAACGACCAGGUUUCGAUCAAAUCAAUCGUGGUGAUAUCGGAGAUAAAUCAAGGAAAAGACAUCGAAUAUCUGAAAAUGAUAGCACGAUUACCAUUGGUACAAAAACCAUUUUAUUCAGAUGACGAUCUAAACAACAACCAGAAGAGGCCUAUUCCUUUGAAUGAUGAUGGCUAUGAUGAUGACCCGGAAGACGAAGACUCUGAUGAAGAUGAAGUCAGAAACAGGAGAGUCUUUUGAGAUCCAAGAUUCAGAAUGGAGAAAGAAGCAAUCGUGAGCCAGACUAGAUAUGGCCUCCUGUUUUAUUUCCUAACCGCAGCGAUAUUGGCAGCCAUGAUUUUGACAUAUUAUAGAGAGCCUACAGAGCCUGAGACUCGAGUGACAGGGUUCCUUGAAGGGCGGGUUUACUCAGAAAAUGAUGAUGGUUCAAUACGCUUGUGGGAUAUACGAGACACGCAGGUUCCAAGUUAUGCUUAUCAACAAAUUUUUGUACCAACAGUGGUAAGGGUUGUUGAAAAUCAGUCCCAAGGAAGAUGCCAGGAUAGGACCAUUAACUGAACCACGACUAGCGAUUGAUUACUUGCAAUGAAUUAUCUCUACUCCACUCGUGGCUCUGAUAUGGACAUCACAGCUCAAUAUGGAGCAGCAGAGUGUCAAGAUGGAUUUUGAAUGAUGAUGAGUUGGUGUCCAAGCUUUAGCGAAGACAGCUACACAGAACACAUCCUUAGAGGUGUUUUGAACCAAAACAUUAUUAUCAAAGGUCAGGUAAGAGACGAACUAGGAGAUGAAAAACAUGAUGAGAUUGAUCAAAGGAUCUAUUACCCAGAUCCUGGAGCUAACGUGUUUAAAGUAUCUGACAUCUUGAAUAUUUCAGGGAUUCGAGAAUUUGACACUGUGAGAGGUAAUGGAGCAAUCAUACUUCUUGAACUUGAUUGGAACUGAAUUGAGGACACAGACGAUGAUGAUUGCAAGAAAGGAGUAGCAGCUAGAUGGAUGGACCAAGAGACAAGAAAUGGCUAUUUCCAAUACCAGGUAAAUUACCAGUACCAAUUGGACUCAGGAGUUCCUAGGAAUGUUCGAGACGAAAUGAGAAUCACAGGGCUACAAAUAUAUUUGCUCCUGAACGCAGACGAAUAUGGCUUAGAUUUUUAUGAUUUAUCAAUGAUGAUAUGAGGAUUUGUUGGAAUAAUAUACUUGCUGAGAAAUAUCAUGUUAUUCAUCGUCUGGUAUUUCUUACCAAACGGGAUUAACUGGCAUACCUUCAAAUAUGAAGCAAUUGUGCGAGAAUAA